AUGGCAGCAGCUCCAGUCAGGCAAUGGGGCUUGACGCCAGCUAUAUCCUCCGCAUUGCCAACUCCUGCAGAUGUUUCGUUAAACAGUGCGCUUAUUGAAGAACUCAAGCGCCAGAACAAUUAUGAGACAACAUUGCAACUUCUCUACAAAGUCACCGUUGAAUUCGUGAAAGAAGUAUGCCGAAAGAAAGGCUUUUCAGAAGCGUCAAUAGCACAGUUUGGCGGCAAAAUAUUCCCAUAUGGUAGCUACAGGCUUGGUGUCUAUGGUCCGGGUUCCGACAUUGAUACACUUGUUGUCGCUCCAAGACAGGUCAAGCGCGAAGACUUCUUUGAGCUGUUCCCUACAAUCCUCAAGCGCAUGGUUCCCACCAAAGACAUUGGCGAUAUGACAGCCGUGCCCGACUCAUUUGUGCCUAUCAUCAAGAUGGAGCUCUGUGGCAUUGAUAUUGAUCUCAUCUUCGCCCGCAUACCCACUCUCAACGCAAUUCCUCUGCACCUCGACCUCCGCGACACAAAGCUAUUAGAAGGCAUGGAUCAGGCUGAGAUCAAGUCCGUCAACGGGACUCGGGUCACAGAUGAGAUCCUUGGCUUGGUACCACAACCCAAGACAUUUCGAACGGCUCUGAGAGCGAUCAAGCUUUGGGCACAGCGACGAGCUAUAUAUGCCAACAUACUGGGUUUCCCAGGAGGUGUUGCUUGGGCUAUGCUGGUUGCUCGUGUCUGCCAGCUUUAUCCUACCGCCACUGGCUCGACCAUUAUCCAGAAGUUCUUUUUCAUCAUUGGUCAAUGGAGUUGGCCAUCUCCAAUUAUGCUCAAAGCCAUCGAGACCGGAAAGGAGAAGACUUGGAACCCGCAGAUCUACUCAGGCGACAAGAAGAAUCUCAUGCCUGUCAUCACUCCUGCUUACCCAAGUAUGUGUGCGACUUUCAACAUCUCAAAAUCCGGCAAGACGAUCAUCCUGAAGGAACUGAAAAGAGGCGAAGAGAUUGUUAAGAAAAUUGUUGAAGGCAAGUCGCCAUGGAGUGCACUAUUCGAUCGACACACCUUUUUCACCCAGGAUCACCGAUACUACCUUAAUGUCAUUUCAAGCUCAAACAACAAAGACGCUGCGCUUGCGUGGUCUGGUCUCGUCGAAUCCAAGGUACGCAUUCUAGUCAUGAAGCUUGAAGAACAGGCAGAUAUGAUCGAGCUUGCGCGACCCUUCAUCAAAGGAUAUGAACGAGUUCACAAAGUCAAGAGCGAUGCUGAAGCCGAUGAGGUCAAAAAAGGCAGCGUAAAACAUCAAGUACUGGAGACCAAGACUACCGACGAGACGCAUGAACCGGCCCGAGUGGUUGCAGCAGAGACGGGUACGGUAGUUGGGGACGCAAAGAAUGCGCAUGCGGAGACGAAUGGGAAUAACGAAGUCCAAACGAUCUACACUACCACAUUCUAUGUUGGCAUCGAGCUGACAGCAGCUGCUACGAAGAAUCUUGAUAUCUCUUUUGCCAUCAGCUUCUUCAAAAACACCUGUACAUCCUGGCAGAACUGGCAAGAAAAUUUGCAUGAAGUGAACGUCGUGCCGAUCAAAUGCUAUGAUCUGCCCGACGACGUGUUCGACAAAGAGAAAGGAGAUGUGAAGCCAACGAAGCCGAAGAAGAAGGCGCCAUUGUCGAAGAAGGCAGUCAACUCGACCGUGCAGAAGAGAAGCUUCUCAGACAUCGAGAAGCUCUUCUACUCCACGAUCCACCGUAACUACUGCCUCUGGAACGAAAUGAGAUCUAUGCCAUCCUCCCAAGCCGAAAGAGCGAUGCUCGUGGCGCCUUCCAAGGGCAGUAACCAGCACAGAAAAUACCAUGGACAAUACAAAGCCUGGCUCCGUUGGUUCUUUUCCGACUCAUGGGCACUUGAGUACCUUGCAAUGACCAUAGCUGGUGCUGCGCUGGCUACCAUAUUUACCACCCUCAUGUUAUACAACGGGAAACCACUUAACAGCUGGCCACAUUCUAUUCAGCUGAACACUGUUCUGUCCACACUUGCCACGAUCAUGAAGGGAUUCAUGCUGAUGCCGGUGUGCGCAUGUCUCAGUCAGCUUAAGUGGCUAUGGUAUACACGCAAGACAAAGUCACUUCAAGAUUUCCAGAUAUUCGAUAUGGCUUCGCGUGGUCCUUGGGGUGCACUGCAGCUCCUGUUCCGUCUGAAAUUUUGGCAAAUGGCUUCUAUUGGAAGUAUUAUCAUUCUAUUGUCUCUUGCAUCUGAUGCUUUCCUGCAACAGUCUGUAAGCUAUCCUCUUCGAGUUCACCCACAGAGCAAAAACAUCGCCAGUAUUCCAUACGCUCAACACUUUAAUCUGUAUGAUAGUCUGGCAGGUCCUCCAUAUACCACUCAACCCUUGAUUGCUGCAGUCUACGACGGCGUAUUCUCCCGCAAUCUUACACGCUCAGCCUCCUCGAUUACACCAUACUGUCCUACAGGAAAUUGUACCUUUCCAGAAUACGCAUCGCUGGCAGUCUGCUCAAACUGCCAUAAUGUCUCUUCGCUCCUACGAGUCACACAUGAACCCGACCAGAUCAGUGGGAUAUCCAAAUACUCUCUUCCAAAUGGCCAUAGCCUGACAAGCGAAUCAACAAUUUUUGGGUACCUAAGCAUCAAUGCAUCCACCGGCCCUUCUACCCUACGAUCGAAUCACCUUGAACUCAACUCAGACACUCUCUCCAAAUAUCAGUCACCUGGAACAAUCACAAAUGUUUCCGUGAUUACCGGAGGAGAUCCCUCCGAGCCCUGGGCUUACACCGCCUGGGACUGUGUUUUGGCCUUUUGUGCCAAGUCCUAUCAAGCCAGCCAAUCGCUCAGCUACUUCAAUGAAACACCACUGGAUGUUUUCGAGGGUCUACAAUCUGCGACUUUUUCCCUGAAUAGUACCGACGAUCUCGAAACAUUCUUCUUCGAUGUCCCCUCCACAUAUCUUACAACUAUUGGCAGUAGGAACCGUACGUUUUCUGUGAAUACGCCUUCGUUGGAAGCUCUUCAAGAUUCGCUAGGAACAACACUCCUAGGUGAUACUGGGAGGAAUGAGAUGGGCCAGUUUGCUUUCACAAACGGGAUCGCACAGGGCUUCUACAACAACGGGGUCAAAAAUGUAAAGACAACUUUCGCUAACAUUGCAGAUGCACUGACGAAUGCAAUGCGGGUGAAUUCUCAAGAGCAUGUUGAGGGCACUGUCCUAGUCGUGGAACCAUUCAUUCAAGUCCAGUGGCUAUGGUUGUUGUACCCUUUUAUCGUGGUGACCUUGAGCAUGGUAUUCUUGGGUUUAACCGUGUGGCGGACCCGGCGAAGCGAGGUUCCAAGUUGGCGGAGUAGUAUUCUUGCCGUUAUGGAACAUGGUGUCAACUCAUCGAUACAGGAAGACACAAGCAGUGACUUACACAACGGAAUCAAUGGUGAUCUGGCUACAGCUGCGGGUAAGGAGAAGGUCGGUGAUCUAGAGGUUUGGGCGGAAGAGGUUUCGGUACGGCUUCGUAGCAGAGGUCUCUGGGGCAAAGGUUUUGGGUUGACAGUCACCUGA
Endocarpon pusillum Z07020 is the source of this 3543-nucleotide messenger RNA. RefSeq lists its product as uncharacterized. The record is from RefSeq and is a predicted model, not a curated record. The transcript has 5 exons. Gene Ontology annotation, cellular component: nucleus. Gene Ontology annotation, molecular function: RNA binding; poly(A) RNA polymerase activity. Bases 1 to 3543 code for a protein of 1180 amino acids. Lineage: Eukaryota; Fungi; Ascomycota; Eurotiomycetes; Verrucariales; Verrucariaceae.